GACACAACCAGUCGGCCAUCAGAGUGUACGAUGGCGUGCAUUAAGCUGAAGCAGCUCGAGCAGUUCCUGCAGACGGUGGAUGACUUUAACGAGCCAAAGGUGCGGCUCGAACAGUACACCACGCCGUCGCACAUCGCUAGCCAGGCACUGUACGCGAUACAAACCCGGCACGGCGAUCUGGACGGCCGGACAGUGCUCGAUCUGGGCUGCGGACCGGGGAUGCUAUCGAUCGGGGCCGCCCUGCUCGGUGCCGACCUGGUUGUUGGGGUGGAAAUCGAUCCGGACGCUAUCGAGGUCUUCCGGAGCAACUGCGACGAGUUCGAGCUGGAAAACGUGCAGUGUGUGCAGGCGGACGUGCUGCGGCUGCCGGAGAUCUUUGCCGACCGGCAGCGGCCAUUCGAUACGGUGCUGCUGAAUCCACCAUUUGGGACGAAGCAGAACAGUGGCGCCGACAUGGCCUUUCUCAAGGUCGCCAUCACGCUGGCCCGCGGUGCCGUCUAUUCGCUGCACAAGUCCGCCACCAGGGAGCACGUCAAAAAGAAGGCACAGGAGUGGAAGGUGCGCCCGAGCCUGAUUGCCGAGCUGCGGUACAAUCUACCCCAGACGUACAAAUUUCACAAACGCACGAGCGUGGACGUGGCCGUCGAUCUGUGGCGGUUCGAGUGCGGCGAUGCGGCCUAGUAAGGCCGCCAACGGUUGAACGGAACUAGCAGGAUUUGAGAGAUUGUUAUCUAAGUGUGUAAAAGACAGCUAAAAGACGGGUCGGUGUAAAAAUGGCAGGGUGCAAGAACAAAACUAGUGUGAAAACACAUUUGCUAGAUAAUUUUGAGAAUGUUGUAGAGAAUUGUGCACCACAAGGGUACAGGGUGGUGGAGUGGUUACACAGCUAUCGGGGGGGGGGGGGGGACUUUUGCGACAAUUAAUAGCGAUUCAAGUAGUAGUAUGUAAACAAUUCAAUCUCGGCCUCCUCGGACCUUUUACUCAGAACGUACCCGUAUUAAUAGAGCGCGCUCUAUGUUGCGACGAUUAUUCCCUUUUCCUCUUAGACAACGCUGAAAAAAAGACCACGGUAGCUUGAAAUAUUAAACCUCAAUGAACGCCUUUCUGCACUAACACUAACUCAGCAAAGCAAUGGAACUUUUACAAAUCAUGUUAUAGUUUUGUAAAGUCGUUAGGCCAUGAAAAAGACGUUUCAAUAAUGAUAGUCAAAUUGCAGCGAUAUUAACGACAAGUUUUGACGUACGAUGCGUAAUCAAUUGCGCUGCGUGUAUAUAAGGACGAGACGGCAAGGAGAGCAGCAGCAGCACACGCUUGCAAGAGAUCAAACUUGAUUGGUUUAAGAUGCGUUUUUUUGUUUGUUUCUGCUUGAUUUAUGUACGCGAUUGUGCCUGGAUUUCAAGAAAGGUUCUUAUCCGUUUGUACAAAUAACAAUUGCCGGCGGCUUACUGUAAGGAGGUGUAGCGUUGCUCGGACAGGUUGUAGUUCAUAAUAAAAGUUCAGGGAGAAUAAAAAUCAAUUUCACAGCCGUUGAUA
This is a messenger RNA of Anopheles arabiensis, 1533 nucleotides long. It is a transcript of the gene Mettl5, whose product is annotated as rRNA N6-adenosine-methyltransferase METTL5. Gene Ontology annotation, molecular function: rRNA (adenine-N6,N6-)-dimethyltransferase activity; nucleic acid binding; rRNA (adenine-N6-)-methyltransferase activity. The record is from RefSeq and is a predicted model, not a curated record. Lineage: Eukaryota; Metazoa; Arthropoda; Insecta; Diptera; Culicidae. Gene Ontology annotation, biological process: rRNA methylation. The transcript is spliced from 3 exons. The coding region runs from base 31 to 681 and encodes 216 amino acids.